Molecule: messenger RNA, 617 nt
Organism: Canis lupus familiaris (dog)
Lineage: Eukaryota; Metazoa; Chordata; Mammalia; Carnivora; Canidae
Gene: OCM
Product: oncomodulin
Exons: 4
Cellular component (GO): nucleus; cytoplasm
Molecular function (GO): calcium ion binding
Source: RefSeq, a predicted model, not a curated record
AAUGAGCAUCACAGACGUCCUUAGCGCUGACGACAUCGCAGCAGCCCUGCAGGAGUGCCAAGACCCAGAUACUUUCGAACCCCAAAAAUUCUUCCAGACAUCGGGCCUCUCUAAGAUGUCGGCCAGUCAGGUGAAGGAUGUUUUUCGGUUCAUAGACAAUGACCAGAGUGGAUAUCUGGAUGAAGAAGAGCUUAAGUGAGUUUUGUCCUGAGCUUGCUUGCGUUUUUUCCUCCAGAAGUUCGAGAGUGGUGCUAGAGAGCUGACAGAGUCAGAAACCAAGUCUUUGAUGGCAGCUGCAGACAAUGAUGGUGAUGGGAAAAUUGGAGCUGACGAAUUCCAGGAAAUGGUGCAUUCUUAAAAGCCCCAGGCUGUGGAGACAAUCAGCCAGAAGGUCUCCAAAGCCCCAGGAAUGGGAAACACCACUUCCUCUCCCUAAUUUAUUUAUUCACUCCCCCACCUCCACCCCCACAAGUGCUUCUGCAAUUUACUCUUGUUUUAGUGAGGUAAUAAGACAGUCAUUCAUGAAUUUUCGAUGGUCAGUAUGCCCUGAUGACUCUGUAAGGCCCUCGGCAGACAAUGCCUUUAAAAUUCAUCCAAUAAAGAUACGUUUCUCAUCA